Molecule: messenger RNA, 3167 nt
Organism: Paramormyrops kingsleyae
Lineage: Eukaryota; Metazoa; Chordata; Actinopteri; Osteoglossiformes; Mormyridae
Source: RefSeq, a predicted model, not a curated record
UUAUUUACAGUAAUGAUAAAUCAUUUCCGUUUUUUUUGAUGUGCAGUAAUUAAUUGUACAUUGGAUACUUUCUUGCACAUCAGACAACUGAAAUAUAUAACCGAAUUAUAAUAUUGACGAAGAGCGUCUUUUAUUUUGAAUUGAUACUUAUUCGUUACAGGAAGUAAAUUGGUGAUUUCCUCUUGGUGGUGUUUGGCCACUUUGCUGCAUAUGGAAGUUGCAUGUAACUUGCCUUGGCAUUUCAGUGGGUGAAAGUGAGAUUUGCAUAUAGUGCUUUGGAAUCAAAACUACAGUGUGCAAACGCGUAUGGCUUACCAAGCCGUACAUUUAACGUCUACUAAGAGAUCGGGGUCCGAAAGUGUAUGCGUUGAUAAAAAUAGUCGUUUGUCAAGUACGAAACUCCCAGCAAUUUUUGACAACCGGAAAUUUUUUAAAUGGCGAUAAGGUCAUCUCCUUCGGCAGACAACCUGUUUUGUCUUCUGUGCCAUGAUAUUUUAAAUGACCCUGUAGUUAUGAGUUGUAGCCAUGGCUUCUGCAGAGCCUGCUUGCAGAAUUACUGGGAGCACUAUAGUUGUCUUCGAUGUCCUCUAUGUAGGAGGAAGAUUUCUAGCUAUGUGCGCCUAUAUCCCAUAGAACAUCUUGCUUACAGUCUGGGUUCGAAGAAACAAGAUACCCAAAACAGAAAUGAUAAACGAAAUGAAGAUGUAGAGCACAAGGUUUGUGUAAUUAUAAUGUAGUUUGAAAACUCGACAUAAGGCGACAUAAGGAUUAGUGAAACUGGCCACAGUGGGAUUGAAGAAGGUAGUGUUUGGGUCACAGCAUCUACAGGGUGAAGACAUGGAAAAGACAACACAGAAGUCACAGAGAAAGCCAAAUGUUCAGGUGAAGGUUGAGCAGCUUGAGGAAGAGAUAUUUCCACCACUUUAUGUGAAUGGAGAAAUAAAACAAGAGGUUAAGACAGAAGAAAUUUCAGCUUUUCAGGAGAUCGAGAACACAUGGAGGAGAUCCUGUAGAAGAGCAGAAAAGAAAAUUGACUGUGACAGCCGUACACCCUCCACGGCACAGUCUGAUACAUUCUGUGGUCAGAAACGGAUUCAGUCCGGAAAGGACUUGCCUCUUAGUCAAACACUGUCUAUUGCUGAAAAUCUAGUUUGCAGUCACAAAACCUUGAUAAUCCCUCUUACCCGGACUCCUGAUAUCAGUUCUCUUAACUUGCCUCAGACUGCUGUCACUGUGUUGAAUAUGCAUCUGUGCUCCCAGUGUGGAAAGGGCUUCAAAGACCAAAGUGACCUGAAAGUGCACCAGAGAACGCACUUGCUGAAGAAGCCGUACCACUGUGCUGUGUGUGGGAAGGUGUAUGUCAGCAAACAUGAACUGUCACUGCACCAGCGACUUCACACGGGUGAACGGCUGUGGCCCUGCUCCUCCUGUCUGAAGAAAUUUACCCGAAAGAGUGCCCUGGAGCUACACGUGCGAAGCCACACGGGCGAGAAGCCACACCACUGUUCCCUCUGCGGGAAGAACUUCAGCAGAAGAAGUUCCCUCAAACUACACCAGGAGCGGCACGCAGGGUGGAAACCUUACAUCUGUUCCACAUGUGGGAAAGGUUUUGUAACCUCAGCAUCCCUAAGAAUACAUUGGGUUGUCCACAGAGAAGAUAAACCCCAUCGAUGCACCCAGUGUGAGAAGACCUUCAGCAGAGAAAAGGAUCUUGAGACGCACCAGCUGAUGCAUUCUGGAGAACGCCCGUAUCCCUGCUCUCACUGUCCCAAGAGGUUUAUUAGGAAAAAUGAGCUAAAGUUGCACGAACGCAUUCACACAGGAGAGAGACCUUACCAGUGUUUGGAAUGCAAGAAGACAUUCGGUCGCAUUGCACACCUGAGGUCGCAUCAGCUCACGCAUACGGGGGAACGACGACACAAAUGUUCCCAGUGCGACAAGCGUUUCAGUCAGCGCAACAGUCUGAAGAUUCACGAACGCACCCACACGGGGGAAAAACCCUACUGCUGUACCGAAUGCCAGAAGAGAUUCGGCACCUCUGGAGAUCUGCUGAAGCACCUGAGGAUUCACACCGGCGAGAAAUCGUACAAGUGCCGUCAGUGUGGCAAGAGCUUCCGGCACUCGGCCACGCUGAAGGUUCACCAGGUUGUCCACACUGGAGAAAAGCCGUUCAGCUGUUCGCAGUGUGGGAAGUGCUUUGGCCGGGAACAGGGCCUCAAAAUGCACCAGAGAACACACACUAAGGAGCGGCCAUAUGACUGCGCGCAGUGUGGCAAGUCUUUCGGUACUUCAAGCACCUUAAAAUCCCAUAAAUAUAUUCAUGCAGUGGGAGGGCCGUAUCACUGCUCCCAGUGUGGGAAGAGCUUCAGCAGAAGCGACACUUUUAAAAUACACCAGCAGAUUCAUUCGGGCGCUAAGUCCUACAAGUGUUUGCAGUGCGGAAAGUGUCUUAGCACAGCCAGCAGCCUAAAAGUGCAUCAGCAAAGCCACGUCGAAAAAAGACAGUUCAGCUGCCCGCAGUGUGGCAAGAGCUUCAGCUCCGCCUGGUACCUGAAACAACACGAGCGAACUCACACAGGUGAGAAGCCCUACCUCUGCUCAAGCUGCGGGGAGAGUUUUUAUAACUCCAGCAGCCUAUUAACGCAUCAGAUGAAUCAUACCGGGGAGCGACCGUACGGAUGCAGCAGCUGUGGGAAGUUGUUUAGCCACCCGAUGCACCUCAGGAGGCACGAGAAGCUUCACACCGGCGAAAGGCCGCACCAGUGCUCUGAAUGCGGGAGGAGAUUCGGCAGAAAAGACCAGCUGACCUCACAUAAGCGGACCCACAAAGCCAAGGAGAGAUAAAUCAGUUUGCGGCAAUCCGAUUUGAUUGAGACAGGACGGGUCGUUGAGACAAUCUACCAACCAGAUCUAUUUUUGAUGCUCUCUAAUUUGUAAACAUAGGUCUAUUUUUGUUACGGCAUAAAAUAUGCAAGUUAGAUGUGGAUAUUUCCCUGUGGGCAAUCAUGGAUUUUUGUGUUUUUUUUUUCCUUAAAAAAAAAAAGUAAUCUUGCAAAAUCAAAGUUUUGUUGACAAUAACUGUCUCCACCUGUAAGUGGAUUUGUGUUUAGCACAGGGGUGUUAAUGUCCCCCCCCGAUUAAAAAAUAAAGGUGAAAAUGGCGCAGUA